Gasterosteus aculeatus aculeatus (three-spined stickleback) is the source of this 911-nucleotide messenger RNA. The record is from RefSeq and is a predicted model, not a curated record. Lineage: Eukaryota; Metazoa; Chordata; Actinopteri; Perciformes; Gasterosteidae.
AUGGCGAUUCAUGCUCUCCCCCUUCCCCUUCGAUCUGGUGAAAGCGGAGACGGAUCGCUACGCGGCGGCCGACUGGUCUGGUGCCAGGAGGAGCACAAGAACCAGGGUUACUAUGACUACGUCAAGCCCCGCCUCCGCACCACCGUGGGCCACGCGCGGCCCGUCUGGUACGCGGGUCGUGACCCGGCGGCGGCGCCGUCUACCGGGAACAAAGCGACUCACUUGGCGGAGCUGCAGCGGCUGAUGGACGCGGCGUUCUCAGGGAAAGUCUAGUGGGGGUUUUAUUAUCUUUCUAUUUUUUACACAUCAGACCUCGUUACCGUGACGACCUCGUGUUCGCAGCUACGGCCUCUGUUGUCGAGUUCAGUGCUUUUAUUUUGAAAUGAAUUGUAAUAUUUAUGAUAAUAAUAACGCACGUGCAUCUGUCAGAUACCGUAAUCAAUCCGCUGCUGAACAAAGGUUUGAACCAUUUAUUGAUUUCCUAGAAAUGUGUCAUUUACCAGCUCACUAAUAUUCCACUUGUAUUCAGAAUUUGACAAUAUUCUGAAUGUGACGCGUCAUAUUGUGUCAGGUUAGCCGCAUGCUAAGGCAACCAGCGGCUACUCCUCUUUAAAUGGGAUUGAUUGACAGCCGUAUCGGGGGUUAUUUGAGAUGAUUGUCGGGAUAUUUAAGAAUGUUUUUGCGUGAUUCCUCCACAAAUUGAAACAUUAAUUAAAUCUUUAAUUCAGAGAGUAAAAAAAACACACAACAUCGUAUCCAGUCUUCAUCAGAAGUGCCGAUUCCUUGAUCUCGAUUCCUUGAUCUCGUUUCCAUGACGACGUCACGCGAAGAACGAACUUCAGCAAAAAAGUUGCAUUGUAUUUAUUUUCGUGAAGUGUUUUGGAUGAAUAAAGAUUGUAGUUCCUGGUGAA